CAUAUUUGUUGACAAAGUAUAGAUUUUUUUUUUGCACGUACGCUUAACUGAAUAGCUCAUUUAGGACUGAAAGGAAGAAAAGGGCAUAUAUAUAUAUAUAUUGUUUUGUUAACGUGUGAUUGCUAACAAAGAUGACAGACAAAAAUUUGUCAGCCGUUCUUCAUGGAAAGGAAGAUCUUCAGUUGGAAGACAUGAAUAUUCCAGAGCCUGGACCAGGGGAGGUUCAGGUGAGAAUGCAGCAUGUAGGGAUAUGUGGCACAGAUUUACAUUUAUACCAGACAGGGAUGUUAGGAAGCAAAAGUGUUAAAGAACCCAUGCCUAUCGGUCAUGAAUCAGCCGGUGUCAUCAGCAAGCUGGGGGAAGGUGUUAGUUCUGUUAAAGUUGGUGAUAGGGUAGCUCUGGAACCUGUAUUUGGGUGUAUGGCGUGUCAAGUCUGUAAGAAAGGGGACUACAAUCUCUGCAAAGAUGUGAAAGUAUGUGGUGUACCACCGAAAUGGGGAAGCAUGACAAGAUAUUUUAUACACAGAGCUGCUGAUUGCUAUAAGCUACCAGAUCACGUGACUACUGAAGAAGGUGCCUUGAUGGAACCACUUACUAUUGCUAUCCAUUCCUGUCGCCGUGCUGGCGUGUGUCUUGGUAGCAAAGUCCUUGUUCUUGGUGACGGACCAAUAAGUAUAAUGGUUGUACUGGCAGCCAAAGCAAGUGGUGCCACAAAGAUCUGUGUUACAGGUAAGCAUGAUAACCGCCUAAAUGUAGCUAAACAAGUUGGAGCACAUUUCUGUGUUAAUGUUGCAUCAAAGGAACCGAAGGAGGCGGCAGACAUGGUGACCAACGCUUUGGGAGAGAUGUAUGACUGUUCUAUAGAUUGUAUUGGUGCAGAAAUUAGUAUUCAUACCGCUUUUCUAGCAACACGUAGUGGGGGAAAUGUGGUCCUUGCCGGACUUAGACAAAACACCAUUACCAUUCCCAUCCUUGCCGCUGUCGGAAGAGAAGUUGACAUCCGUGGAGUAAUGGUUAAUGCACACUGUUACCCUAUCGCACUUGAUAUGGUUGCUUCAGGUCAAGUAAACAUAAAACCACUGGUAUCGCAUGUAUUCCCUUUAGAAAAGGUUAAUGAGGCAUUCGAAAAGGCAGCGACAAAAGAUUGCAUGAAAGUGAUGAUCAAGUGUUCCAAGAACUAAUCAUCAUUCAUAUUCAUGACUAAAUGAUAGAUCGAUAUAGAUAUAUAUUACAAAGUUGCUUAACUUCAAGUUUUAAAUCGCCACUAUGUAGAUUACUAUAACUUUGGGCAAGAUCAGUUAAACUAGAAUGUAUUUAUCAUAUCACAAAUUGUUCUUUUGACAAGUUUCUAUCGUCAGCAUAUACGGAGGAAAAGAUGACACUGCGGUACUGGCAUGAUUACGUCGUAACUUUCUAUUGACAUAGAAAAAUGAAAAAAAAUCACCGAGUGAACAACAUAAUAUUAUGCAAUAUGAAAAUGUAAUUUAUGGUGUUCAUGGGUGAAAUAUAUUUCGAACUUACAUGUAAAACAAACAAAUGUGAUUUUAACGGUUUGAACAAUAUUAUACCAAAUUCACCUGCGAAACGUCACGUGCAUUGUGUCAUGACGAUAUAUUGUCAAAGAGUUCUAUGAAGUUUUCAGAUUUCUUGUACAAUUUAUAUUUGUGGUGCGUAUAUCUUUAUGUUCCUGUAGUAUUUAUAUGCAUAUCCGUAUAUUUACUUAAAUAUAGCUUGCAAAGAAGUU
Mercenaria mercenaria is the source of this 1744-nucleotide messenger RNA. RefSeq names its product sorbitol dehydrogenase-like. Gene Ontology annotation, biological process: D-sorbitol catabolic process. Lineage: Eukaryota; Metazoa; Mollusca; Bivalvia; Venerida; Veneridae. The coding region runs from base 132 to 1181 and encodes 349 amino acids. Gene Ontology annotation, molecular function: zinc ion binding; L-iditol 2-dehydrogenase (NAD+) activity. The transcript is spliced from 9 exons. The record is from RefSeq and is a predicted model, not a curated record.